Caenorhabditis briggsae is the source of this 3087-nucleotide messenger RNA. Gene Ontology annotation, molecular function: catalytic activity. The transcript has a single exon. The record is from RefSeq and is a predicted model, not a curated record. Bases 1 to 3087 code for a protein of 1028 amino acids. NCBI's taxonomy places the organism in Eukaryota, Metazoa, Nematoda, Chromadorea, Rhabditida, Rhabditidae.
AUGAUUUUCUCGAAUACUUUCGAAAUUGAGACGUUCUGUUCAGGAGCUAUCGUUCCACAUGCACUACGCAUCGGCUCGUGGAAUGUUGGCUUUCCGAAAAAAGAGGAAACGGAGGGAACGGACGAAACAGCUGCAACGGAGGAAAUAGACGAAUCAGUGGUAACGGAGGUUGCAGACGAAUCAGUUGUACCGGAGGAAACGGAGAAAGAGGAACCACAGCAAACACCACCGAAGCAAGAAGAACCAACGACAUCAAAUCAGUCAACGGCGACGACUACAACGAAGAAGCUAACGAAGAGACAACAACAAACACAAGAAAAUAAACGAAAGAGAGACCAAGCGAAGCUACAAAAAGAGGAAAAACAAGAAGCAGCAAAACUGAAAAAGAAGCAAAAACGAGAAGAAGAACAACGAAAGAAGAAAGAAGAGAAAGAGCAAGCUGUGCUGCAAAAGAAGCAAAAGCGAGAAGAAGCAAAACUGAAAAAGAAGCAAGAAGAAGAAGAAGAAAAAGGAAAGAAGAAAAGAAAAUACAUCGAUUAUUGCAAGGAAUCUAAAUGCGAUGUGAUUGCGCUCCAAGAAACAAACAAUUACAUACUUCAGCAAGAUGUUGAAAACGAUGGAUUUACUCUAAUCAAAUUUGAGAAAAGCGAAGAAUGGAGAAAUUAUCCAAGUGUGGGAAGAAGUGGGAAAUCGUCGGAUCGUGGUUUGGCUUUUCUCAUCUGCAACUCCGAAAUUAGUCUUGUUAAUGCUGUCCAACCGCAUCCACGAAUGGCAUAUCUGGAAUUCAAAUUCAAAGAUGUUGAUGUGAUUCUCAUGAAUCUGUAUGCUGUGACUGCAGACACCAACGAUAAAUCUCAAGAGGAUGCGCUUGCUUUCUUCCGCUACAUCACGAAUUUUAUUGCUGAAAAAAACUUCCCUGGAAUUCUAGUACUCUGUGGAGACCUCAAUGCUUUUCCGGACCAAGCUUCAUCGGGUUUAUACGAGCCAUUUGUUGGUAAGAAUGUAUACGGAUCGUCCAACGAUCACGGAAAACGUUUCGUUGAAUUUCUCAUGUCUGCAGAACUGUUGCAUUUGAAUUCUAGAUUUGCAAAGCCUAGAAAUCAAAAGUGGACCCACAAAGCGAAACCCAACGGAGCAGAAACUGAAGUGGAUGGUUUUCUUAGCUCAAGAACGGAUAUAGUUCAAGAUGUGGACACAUUUGUUCAAACGAGCCCAAGUGAUCACCGAUUGAUUGCCUCUUUGUGGUGUAUAUCCAAGGAAUACGAAUCUCGUAGAAAACACUCUAGAAUAAAUACAAAGACACUCUGGAAUAAAUACAAAGCCGACCUUGGCGAGUUGGUCUCGUUGGCAUCAGUAGGUAGAUAUACUGAGUUGGUGGACAGGGUCCUUUCUGCUGCUCCACCAGAGAAUAGUCCGAUGAGGAUCUUCACUGAACAAUUCGCGAAAAAUGAUUUCGAAGCCUAUUUGAGAAAUGCUCAUAAAAGAAAUGAUCACAUUAAUUCAUCAAAAAAGGACACUGUUGGAAGAAGCCAAGUCGAGUCUCGAAUGAGAAGACAUCAAUUUAUGCCUGAAGACGUCCAACGGGAACUUGAAAAACUGGAGAAUUUCAAAACACCCGGAAUGGAUAAGAUCACUUCGAACAUGAUAAAAUAUGGGGGAGCGGAAAUGGUCACAGCGGCUACGGAGCUCUUCAAUCAAAUUCUGAAUUCUGAUGGAUGUGAUGUUCCUCAAGCUUGGAAAACUGUUCUCUUCGGAUCACCUCUACAGACAGUAUUCCCUCAAACAAAAACCGAAAAUAUUGUGUUCGAUGAAAGAGUUUGCCCAUUGGUUCAUUUCUACUCAAAUCUGUUGGCUGAAUUAAGUUUUGAAAUGCAUCAAAAGGAAAGAGACAUGAAGAACUUGUUCACAAUUUCAUUGUUGUUGGAACGAUAUUCAAGCGAACCGUAUGUUUACUUGUUAUUUGCAAAAUUCAAAAAACCAAUGGAGAGUGUGAAGGUAUCUUCUGUUCUAGAGGGAUUGGAAAAAUCGCCAAUCCAUCCAAAAAUAAAAACUGCAUUUUCUUCUCUUCUGAGCAAUCCGAUUCUCCUGUUUAAAGAUGAGCCGGUUGAUGAAAAGCCAAUUGGAAUUUAUCUCGGCGAUUUAGCAUCAUCAAUGCUUCUGGGGUUCGUAAUCGAAAUGAUAAUUGAUGGCGAAAACGGGAAUGAUAAAAACACAGAACUGAAAUUUGGAGAAAAAAUAUUGAGAAGAAUCGUAUGGGAUGACAUGAUUGUACUAAUUGGGAAAAAUGUGGACCAGUUACAUACUCAAGCAGAAAAAAUCGACAAAUUGGGAAGAAACCACAAUCUACGCCUUGACACGGAUUCCAUGGUUUUCAUGGCAGACCAGGAAGAAAUCUUACGGUCAGGAAGAAAUCUUACGGUCAAUGCCAAAACAAUUAGCGUUUCGAAAUUUCCCAGCGUUACGCAUCGCAAUUGGACACUGGUGGCUGCUGAAAAAGUGGCAGGUGCGAGUAAAUGCAAAGAUGGUACCAAAAUUGGAAUUCAAAAGAGAACGAGACAGAUUAAAACUAUCAUUUCGAAAAAAACAAUUUUAUGGAAGGUAUCGUUUUUGAAGAAAUGGCAAAACGAAGCUUUCGAACGGUUCCACGGACUGCCUGAAAAUAACCAAGAAAAGAUAAUGAAAGGUUUUCGAGAUCAACCAUUUGCCUUCCACAAAAGGCCAGAGUGGAAAGCAAAAGCUGAGGCAUUCUUUAAAGAAUCCGUGAUACCCAUGUUUUUCGAAAACUGCUGUGUCUGGAAUUUUAACGAAUUUUCCUUCGUGAAAGAUGCUUGUUCAAGUUUCCUGAAAAUGCUGAACAUACCUAAUUUCCCGUUCAAUCCGAGAUGGUACAUCUUGACCAAACAGGCUCUUUUCAUUUCGUCUCUUAAAGAAGAAAAUCUUCUCUUUGAAAUGGCUGGCAAAAAUUGGAUCAAAGAAGUGAAUGAAGCCAGUAUGGGAUUCAAUAAAACUGAUGUUCUGGAAAAUCUCAAGAAUAAGCAGACAUGGGAACAUUUUCAGGAAUACUGCAAAAUGCGGAUCUACGUUUGA